GGGGAGGCUUGCUAGAUUAUUGCCCAUUUAUUACGUAAAUCAGCGAACAGAAAUUUUACAGUAACAAAAGCAAGGAACAACAGAAAAAUGUUGAAGGUAGCGACUACGUUGAGGUUACUGCCCAAACAGGGCAACCAGGUACGUCUCCUGGCGACGGCAGUGGGUUAUAAGCAGGCCCUAGUGAAUGUGCCACCAACUAAGCUCACUGUUCUUGAUAAUGGGAUUCGUGUCGCUUCAGAGGACUCCGGCGCUCCUACUGCUACAGUAGGACUUUGGAUAGAUGCCGGUUCGAGAUAUGAAACGUCCAGAAACAAUGGCGUCGCUCAUUUCCUAGAACACAUGGCUUUCAAAGGCACUAGCAAAAGAUCGCAAACAGACCUGGAGCUGCUCGUAGAAAACAUGGGCGCGCACCUCAACGCUUACACGUCCCGGGAACAGACAGUGUUUUAUGCCAAAUGCCUCGCCAAUGACGUACCAGUUGCUGUAGAAAUCCUUGCAGACAUCAUCCAGAACUCUUCGCUCGCUGAACCCGAAAUCGAACGAGAACGAGGCGUCAUCCUUCGGGAGAUGCAAGACGUCGAAAGUAAUCUCCAAGAAGUGGUGUUUGAUCACUUGCAUGCAACAGCUUUCCAGGGUACUCCAUUGGGCCAGACUAUUUUGGGCCCCACCAAGAACAUUAAGAAAAUUUCUAAGGCUGACCUGCAGCAAUACAUCAAGACUCACUACCAGCCUGCACGUAUUGUCCUUUCUGGAGCUGGUGGAGUUGACCACCAGAAAUUAGUUGAUCUAGCUAACAAGCAUUUUAGUGGCCUGAAGAACUCUGCCGGAGAAAUUCCAGAACUAGCUCCAUGCCGCUACACUGGAUCUGAGAUUAGAGUAAGAGAUGACUCUAUGCCUCUUGCGCAUAUUGCAAUUGCUGUUGAGGGAGCCGGCUGGACCGAUGCUGACAACAUUCCUCUAAUGGUUGCCAACACACUUGUUGGAGCUUGGGACCGUUCUCAGGGAGGUGGUGCCAACAAUGCCUCCUACCUGGCUCGAGCUGCAUCUAUUGAGAACCUCUGCCAUAGCUUCCAGUCAUUCAACACUUGCUACAAGGACACUGGUCUGUGGGGUAUUUAUUUUGUCUCAGAACCCUUACAGAUUGAAGACAUGGUUUAUAAUAUACAGACAGAAUGGAUGAAGCUUUGCACAUCUGUUACUGAAGCCGAGGUUGACCGUGCAAAGAACCUUCUGAAGACCAACAUGCUGCUCCAACUUGAUGGAACAACUCCCAUCUGUGAAGACAUUGGUCGUCAGAUACUAUGCUAUGGUCGCCGUAUACCUAUCCAUGAACUUGAUGCCAGGAUUGAAUCUGUGACUGCCAAGAAUGUUCGUGAUGUUUGCAAUAAGUUCAUUUAUGACCGCUGCCCUGUAGUUGCAGCCGUAGGACCUACUGAAGGUCUUCCUGACUACACCAGACUCCGGGCUGGCAUGUACUGGCUGCGAGUGUAAAUUAAUAUUUUUAAUAGUUUACUUUUAGAUUCGAAAUUUAAAUCAAUUAAGAACGAACCCAUUAAAUUGUCACUCAAAUGUCUGUUGUUUUAUUGAAAUAAAACAAAAUGUCUUUGGUGGAAUGUAUUUAUUGUUAGAAGAAUAAGAUAAAU
This is a messenger RNA of Hyposmocoma kahamanoa, 1643 nucleotides long. RefSeq names its product mitochondrial-processing peptidase subunit beta (gene UQCR-C1). Lineage: Eukaryota; Metazoa; Arthropoda; Insecta; Lepidoptera; Cosmopterigidae. The record is from RefSeq and is a predicted model, not a curated record. Gene Ontology annotation, cellular component: mitochondrion. The transcript has a single exon. The coding region runs from base 88 to 1491 and encodes 467 amino acids. Gene Ontology annotation, molecular function: metal ion binding; metalloendopeptidase activity.